AUGGCUAAAGUUAACCUCAACCGAAUCUCCCACGUGUACUACACGUACAAGGAUCUCGACACAGCGCACCUGUUUUUGCUCGACUUCGGCCUUCUUGAAGAUGACAAUGACGUAUUUGGCAGUGCCGCGUUCGCAGUAGAGGCUCUCCAGGACUUGGAGCGCGCCUCUGGUCUUCCCGGCGCCACUCCGAUCAGGGAUCUCGACGGUCCCGGAUGGGGCAAGGUUGUGACUCUACGAGAACCUGUCAACGAUUUCCCCUUUCAUUUCGUUUAUAUCGAAAGCCAGGGCUCAUGGGAGCCGGGUAAGGAGCAUCGUGGAACUCAGCCACUCAACUACGUAAUCCUCUUCUUCAAUAAUACCCCUCCUGUUUGA
Xylaria bambusicola is the source of this 372-nucleotide messenger RNA. RefSeq lists its product as uncharacterized. The coding region runs from base 1 to 372 and encodes 123 amino acids. The transcript is spliced from 2 exons. The record is from RefSeq and is a predicted model, not a curated record. Lineage: Eukaryota; Fungi; Ascomycota; Sordariomycetes; Xylariales; Xylariaceae.